Colletotrichum godetiae is the source of this 2107-nucleotide messenger RNA. RefSeq names its product prenylcysteine oxidase. Bases 224 to 1888 code for a protein of 554 amino acids. Gene Ontology annotation, molecular function: prenylcysteine oxidase activity. NCBI's taxonomy places the organism in Eukaryota, Fungi, Ascomycota, Sordariomycetes, Glomerellales, Glomerellaceae. The record is from RefSeq and is a predicted model, not a curated record. Gene Ontology annotation, biological process: prenylated protein catabolic process; prenylcysteine catabolic process. The transcript is spliced from 3 exons.
CCCUGAGUUUAAUUCAUUUGGGGAGCUCCCGGAGACAUGCCGGAGACACCUCACAUAUGACGAAUCUAUUUCAUGCUCUCCUUUCAUCCUGUUCAUCUUCCAAGCGUACUUAACCGUACUUCUGUCUCACCCAGCUCCUUUUGUCUAGUCAUUUCCAUCUCUCCCUUUCAUCGUCUUCAUCUAGUUCUGUGAUUCCGUAUUUGUAACCCUCAACCUACGCGGCAUGAUGUGGGGGUCCAAGCUCUCAGCUGUGCUGUCCGCGCUCAGCUUGACACAAUCCAUUCCUGCGACUGAACUUGAGCAGGUUGUCGUCGAAAGCCAUAUAAAGCAGGUGGCCAUCAUUGGAGCUGGUGCUGGCGGUUCCUCAGCGGCCUACUACCUCCAAAAGUUCGCCGAGGCCGAAGGUCUUCCUGUAAACAUCACAGUAUUUGAGAAAACCGAUCGUGUAGGAGGCCGAACGUUAACUGUAGACGCUUACGGCAACCCGCUCGAGCCCGUCGAGUUGGGCGCCUCCAUCUUCAUCGAGGCCAAUCACAUCAUCUACAAUGCCAGCAUCAACUUUGGUCUUCCCCUGAAGGAGCCUGAGUCUGGCAGUGAUGGCUUCCUGGGCAUUUGGGACGGGGAGAAGUUUGUCUUCUCCCAAGACGACAGCUCCUGGAACUGGUGGAACUUGGCCAAGCUCUUCUGGAAAUACGGCACGGCUCCUUACAAGGCGCAGAAGCUCGUGCAGUCGACCGUUGCGACCUUUUUGCAGCUCUAUGAGAAACCUCACUUUCCUUUCCGAUCACUCACGCAAAGAGUCUUCGAGCUGGAUCUUUUGAAGGCAACUUCCGUUACAGGGGAGGAGUUUCUCGCCAACAACGAUAUCAGUGAGCUGUUCUCCCACGAUAUCAUCCAGGCAGCCACCAGAGUUAACUACGCAUCUAACCUGAAGUACAUCCAUGGCCUUGAGACCAUGGUCUCUCUUGCACCUGAAGGUGCCCGGCAAGUCAUUGGGGGCAACUGGCAGGUCUUCCAGACAAUGCUUCAAAGGAGCAAUGCAACCUUGCGCCGCAACACUUCAGUGACAUCCAUUGCAGUGAAGUCUAGCCCUUCCAGCUCCAAGUAUCUCCUUUCGACCAAAGACGCCCACGCCGAAGCCGAGACAGAGGCGGACCAGUACCCGAUUGCUUUCGACAACGUCGUCAUUGCGACACCGUGGCAGUAUGGAGAUAUUAGCGUCUCAGAGGAUCUUUUCCAGCACAAGAUUGACGAAGUUCCUUACACUAAGCUUCACGUCACCCUGUUCGCCUCGCCGUUUCACCUCUCGCCGGAGUUUUUCGGUCUGGAACCUGGUUCCAAGGCCCCCGACUCGGUCCUGACCACUCUUGGCCCCGACGAUGAGGCAAAAGCCGGAUCUGAAGGUGCUGGCAAGGCUGGCUUCUACUCCGUCAGCACCCUUAGAACCGUCACGAAUCCCGACACUCUCAAGGACGAGUUCCUCUACAAGAUCUUCUCUCCCAAGAUGGUCACCGCAGAGUUCCUGUCAAAACUGCUUGGCGUCGAAGUGCCGGCUUCCAUCAUUGCGGGAGACAAGAAUGGAGAAAGCGGCCAGCGCACUGUUGAACCCAUCUCUUGGUACCACCCGCACGUGUUCAACUCGUACCCCAUUGAGUACCCGCGAGUUACCUUCCAGGACCCCAUCCUCAGGGACGGACUUUACUAUCUUUCUGGCAUCGAAAGCUUCAUCUCGUGUAUGGAGACCAGUGCGUUGAUGGGGAUGAAUAUUGCAAAGUUAAUUGCAGAUGAUUUCUCAGAGGCCAAGGAGACGCUCGAGAAGAUCGAUGUCGAUGACGCGCAAGAGGCGCUGGGGCGAGUUGAGGAGGCGCCCGUGGCUGAGGAAUUGUAAUCACUCUGAAUUUGAGGACUUGUGUUACCUUUCAUCCGUUCUACUUGUAUCUACCAGCACUGCAUUCUGUUCACGAUUGGAUGUAUGCGCAGGACACAGUCAUUGUAAAAACCGUGCAGAAUGAUAGCUCGUGUCAGGAAUUUUUCGUCAAGUUUGUCUCGAAAAUUUGACAUGCUGAAAUACCUGUCUCGUAAAUGGCUUGGAUUUUAAAAAUGACCA